Molecule: messenger RNA, 915 nt
Organism: Acyrthosiphon pisum (pea aphid)
Lineage: Eukaryota; Metazoa; Arthropoda; Insecta; Hemiptera; Aphididae
Product: piggyBac transposable element-derived protein 4-like
Exons: 3
Coding region: 1-915 (304 amino acids)
Source: RefSeq, a predicted model, not a curated record
AUGGCUGAAGCUUCUUCUCAGGUUGCAAAUGAUUCUGAAAGUUCCGAAUUUUCCGAUAUUGAUGUUGAUGUGAACGAUACAGGUAAUAUACAAAAUACUCCUACACAAUCAUGGUUUGAAGAAGAAACUGAUAUGCCUGAUUUUAAUUUUACAAAACAUAAUGAAUUACUGGUUCCAAUACCAGAACCGGCUGGUUUAGUUAUAAAGUUUGCUGUUUAUACUGGAGUAUUUGAUGAUAUGGGAGAACAAGGUCAUGCUUCUAAAGUAGUUUUGCAUUUGAUGUCUGAAAAAUUAGAAAAUGGUCACUCCUUGUAUAUGGAUAACUUUUAUAACAGCUUUGAUUUGGCAACUUCAUUAAUUCAGAAAAAUACGUACUGUACCGGAACGUUGAGAUUAAAUAGGAAAAAUACUCCAGUAGAAGUGAAACAGGCAAAAUUGAAGAAAUACGAAACUAUUGCUAGGUAUUCAAAUAGCGUGGUAAUUAAAAAGUGGAGAGACAAAAGAGAGGUCACUUAUAUAUCAACAAAAUUUAAAAACAACCUGGUAGUUUCUACAAAUAAACGUGGCUAUAAUAAAAUUAAACCAGAACCUAUCGUUAACUAUAACAAGUUUAUGAGUGGAAUAGACCGUCAGGACCAAAUGCAAAGUAUGCCAUUAUACGACUACCGUUUAUCUGUAUUGAGCGUUCUUCUACCAAAAAUUCCAAAACCAAGAUUAUUACCGUCAAAAGUGAAUCAUUUACUAAAAAAACACGGAGUUGGAAAAAAUGGAAGAGCAAUAAGAAAAAGUUGUCAACUAUGUUAUACACAGAAGAUUCGAAAAGAUACGGCAUAUUUUUGUGAUGCUUGCCCAGAAAAACCCAGUAUGUGUCAACAACCAUGUUUCAAUACUUUUCAUUCAAGAAUAAAUAUUUAG